AUGCGUCUCCCCAUUUUCUCCUCGCUGCUUCCGGUGGCGUUAUUGUUGCUUGAAAUGUGCAACUUAGAGGCUUCUUCCGUGACUGCUGGGAAGCCUGAACAAUUGAUCACUUCAGGUGGUGAAUGUGUCCGUUUGUUUCAUUCCAAGGGAAGUAUCGGUUGUCGCAGUAUGUCAAAUUCUGACAUGGCACUCCUUUAUCCAAUUGUCACUUUAAAUGACCUUCAAAAUUUUGUUAACGAUCGUUCUAAGUCGCUAAAGGACAAGACAAAAAACGUCCUGGUCAUGCCUGAAUCUCUGCUUGAUUACGAUGUCAUUUCGAUAGCUUUUGAUCGAAUUGGGGGCCUCUUUAUCUUUCCCGAUGCAAAUACGAAAGGGUCGAAUAAAUCGUUUGAAUCUUCAACACCUCAAGGAGACGGCACUGUGGAUGCACGUUUGAAUCCCUUUUCCAAUGAUAAAAUCAAAUGGAAUCCAACGGGUACUGGACUAUUGACCAAAUUAUUGCCGUUUCCAGUCGUGAUGCUGCAAAAUGCGACCAUUGGGGCUGAAUUUACGAAACGUGCUCAAAUAAAUAUGAAAAAAACAACGGGAGCAUCGUACAAGGCUUUUAUGAAUUAUUACUUUGGACCGGAAGAAAUGGAUUCUAUCAAGUGUCUGAAGUUUGUGAAUAUUCAUGGAGAUCGUAGUCCGAAAUGUGACCCCAUUGGAGGACAAAGUGCAUGGGCUAUGAGAGGCAAUUUGAAAUCAAAAGAGAUUGUCAUGGCAAUGGCAGGGAUGGAUGCAACGUCAUUGUCGCAUGUGUUGGCAUCCGGAGCCAACACGGGAGCAUCGGGACUUGUGGCUUUGCUAGCCGCAGCUCAUGCACUUAAAGGACUACCGGAUUCGGUUUUUACCAAGAAGGUGGUGUUUGCAGCUUUUCAGGCGGAGAAAUUUGGAUUUGUCGGAUCGAGAAAGUUUUUGUCAGACCUACAGCAAUUUACCAAAGAUCCAAAAGGUGCCUGUGCCUUCCCUGUUCAUAACUCCGUGUCGCCGAUGGGCAGCACCUUUUGCACCUCUCCGAUGCUGAGUAGUACGGAAUUUGCCAACUUGAAGCCUGCAAACAUUGCGUACGCAAUUGCCGUUGAUCAGGUGGGGAUCCUACCAGAAUCAGGAAAUUUUACGGUGCACGUGAAUCCCCAUGCAAACGAUGCUAGUAAUCUUAUUGAUGCCAUUUUGAACGCACCGUCAGCUGCCUCUGGAAUUACCAAGGGUAGCACAGGCUCUCUUCCUCCUACACCAUUGACUUCUUUCGUAAAUGAUGCUGAAUACGGUCAGCGAGACCUUGUGGGCGCGGUGCUAGCUGGAUAUGCCGAUAGUUACACUUCGAAGAAGACGUAUAACAGUCGUCAUGACGAGUUCGCGCUCCUCAAUAUCGAUGCUGUUGUGCAGGCUGCGCAGGUGCUGGCAGAGAGUGUAUUCAGUCUUGCCUCGAGUAAAGCUACGAAACAACAGCUAGACAAGAUCAAGGUGGAUACAUGGCUGGUCGAGUCUAUGUUGCUGUGCAUCACGACGGACUGGAGUUGUGACCUCAUGAAGAAUUACUCUCAGUACAUGAAGGCGACAUUAGUUGAGUAUCUGAGUCUGCCGGACACGGCAUCUCCAUCAUACGCUGUGCCGGCUACUCUGUAUGCCGGUUCAAUAUAUGUCGAUGGCUCGAUGAUGCUUUUGAAAAAGAGUGACGAUUCGAUACUCUCGCUUCUCAACGAUUCAUGGUCGGACGACACCUACUCUGUACGCCUCUUUCCGAACGCAUACGAAUUCUUUACUCGUGCUUUUCUUGCGUCCGCGAUGGUCCCGAAUGCUACUGCUGAUGCUGCUGCCACAUGCUCACAAAGCCAAGGCUGCAGUGACGGUGGAAAAGGAAUGGAAUGCGUCUAUCCAGGUGUCUGUGCUACCAAGAGUGCGUUCCAUCACGAAGCCAUCUCGCCGGGACUGACGCGAACUACGACCGCGCUGCAAUACGACAUUGCAAAUUCGUCAAUGCCUAUUUGGACAGAACCGCAAUGGGAUACUGACAUUGGCAGCUACUCAUUCCCAGACCCUGGCGUUUGGAUUGGCUGGAUUACGCUCGCAAUUGGUUCGGCUGUGACAGGUCUUGGUACUGGGGCUUCUUUCAUGGUGCUCAGGAGCGUGCACAAGAUGAAGCUGAUGUAA
This is a messenger RNA of Peronospora farinosa, 2190 nucleotides long. The record is from the annotation of a GenBank genome assembly. NCBI's taxonomy places the organism in Eukaryota, Oomycota, Peronosporomycetes, Peronosporales, Peronosporaceae.